AUGGUAUUUGUAAAAUCAGUUGAUGCCUCAAAGAUUGUGAAGAGUACCAGAAACUUGUUUAAAUUGUUUGAUGAAAUAGUUACAUGGGUUGGUCCAAAAAACAUAGUUCACAUGGUUACUGAUAAUGCUUCCAAUUAUGAAUUUGCUAGUAAAUUGUUAUGUGAAAAGUAUAAAACUAUUAGUUGGUCUCCUUGUGCAGUACAUUGCCUGAAUCUUGUGCUGCAAGAUAUGAGAGACAUGCCUUAUAUGGAUAGUCUCAAAAAACGUGCAUCCAAAGUUACAGUUUUUAUUUAUAAUCAUGUGGCUUUGAUUGCUUGGUUGAGGAAUAAACCUGGUUCGACAGAUAUUGUACGUCCGGGAGCAACAAGAUUUGCUACUACUUUCCUUUCAUUUGGAAGCAUUCAUGUGCAUAAGCAUGACUUGCAAGCCUUAGUGACUAGCAAGUUCUUUAUAGACAAUAGAUUGGCAAGAGAGUCAAAGGCAAAAGAAGCAGUUUCUAUCAUCUUGGAUAAUUCUUUUUGGGAUGAUAUUAAUGUUCUUGUCAAGAUUUCAUCGCCACUUAUUUGUUUGUUACGGAUUGUUGAUUCUGAUCAAAGGCUUGCAAUAGGAUAUGUGUAUGAGGGCAUGUAUAGAGCACGAUUGGGAAUCAACAAGAUCUUCCGAAUGAGAAAGCACUCGUACAAGCCAUACACCUCAAUUAUAAAAAACUGUUGGGACAAACAUUUGCGUAAAGAUCUUCAUGCUGCUGCAUAUUGGUUAAAUCUCGCUUUUCAAUAUGAUGAGGAGAAUUUUUUGUCGGAAACCAGCAGUAAAUAUGGCUGUUUUGGACUACAUUGGGAAAAAAUAUGA
Messenger RNA from Quercus lobata, 849 nucleotides. RefSeq lists its product as uncharacterized. The record is from RefSeq and is a predicted model, not a curated record. The coding region runs from base 1 to 849 and encodes 282 amino acids. NCBI's taxonomy places the organism in Eukaryota, Viridiplantae, Streptophyta, Magnoliopsida, Fagales, Fagaceae. The transcript has a single exon.